AUGGCAAUCACUCCCGGCAACAGAGCUCAACAACUUCACGCCCGCAGUCUCCGAGCACUAGUUGUAGAAUAUUAUCGCUCGAAGGCAGGGGAACUCGAAGAGCAACACGGCACCAUUAACGCAAACGGGGAUGGACUCAAAGACAUCCUCCAGGCCUACAACUAUAAACUUUGCAGUUCGUUUGGGCCAUGCCAUAGUGUCCUGCGCACAUGGAGUCGAGGCACAAACCAAUCACAGAUCGAUCAUGUGGUUAUGCCAAUCAUACCUCGUUUCCAGCGGCCAAAGUGCAAAGCGGUGGAAGGAACAGCAGGGUUCUCUGACCACCGCAUGCUGCUACUGACGGUACGUCAUCAUCAACCGAAUGCAAGAACGGAAACCCCUCGUGCCACAGAAAGCGAAUUCAACGUUAACACCAAGGAUGGAAGGGCCGGAAAAAUUGGACAACCGAACUCCCGAGUCUCUCUUCUGACAACCGAUCCUGCAGCAAAAGAACGCUACUCUAAAGAACUUACCAGGAAAUUAGAUAUCCAAAAUGACGGCACUGUAGGCAGCACAAACCAGCUUAUCGAGUCUACCAUAACUGCCAUAUUAGACACUGCGUCAACCACGCUGAAUGGAUCCACGUCCCCAUCAACUCCCAGAAGAAGAAAAUGCGGUCGCGACAUAGAAAAGGCUCAACGUGAGCUGCUAGCGAACAGAAACGAUGCAGAACUCAAAAGAAAGUACCGAGAUGCUCGAAAAAGGAAAAGCAAAGCGUACGGAAACCACCAGGAAGAAAAAGUUAAGUUGUUCUUCGAAAACAUAGAAAACUUUCCAGUUUUAGAAAGACUCCGUUUAACAUUUCGUUACUUAAAACGUCAUCGCCGCAAAAUCACGCAAGGUGCAUCAACGUAUAUCCCAAUCCAAAGGUGGGAGGAGAAACUACAAUCCAGCGCAAGUCAAAAGGAAGUGGUAUUGCUUCCAGAGCCGACUCCACCCCCAAUUAACUCAGGCCCAACGUGGCAUGACGUAGAACGCCUCAGCUUAACCCUACGUAACGGCACAGCUACGGGUGUGGACGCGGUACGCCCGGAGUUACUGAGAUAUGGGCCCGAAAGUCUACAUCGACGCAUCCAUGAAAUUUUGAAGCAAAUAUGGCAACAAAAUGAAGUGCCUCCUCGGCUGUUAGAGACUUUCCAAAUACCUAUUCCCAAAAACCCUCGACCCAAAAACGCAGACGAGUAUAGACGCAUCACCUUCUGUUCCGUUAUUUAUAAGAUAUACGCCAGAUUCCUGCUGGAACAGCUUGAAAUAUAUCUUGGAGACGUUGACAACUACCAGUUUGCGUAUCACAACAACAGGAGCGCCGAGGACCAAAUAUUCAUCGUACGCCAAAUGCUGGACGAGCGAUGGCGCAAAGGUAGAACCACGUAUAUCGUUUCGCUGGACCUACGGCAAGCAUUCGAUACCAUCGAUCUACGCGUGGUGCCAGAGACAUUAUCGAGUGGUUCUGGCAAAGAACUGAAACACAAUAAAGUAACAGGAAUAAAGCAAGGAUGCCCACUGUCACCAAAAUUAUUUGUGUACCUUCUUGACCAAGCACACCAACGACUAAAACAACUGAUGCCGGAAUUACAACUAGGCCAGACGCAGCGAAUAAAAUUACCAUGCCUGCGAGUGUACGCAGACGAUAUAUUAUCAAUCGUUACAGACCCUGCACAGAUUCCAAGACUACUCAAUCUCAUCGGCCCUUGCCUGAAGGAGUUUGGACUAGAACUCAAUGUCACCAAAACUGAAGUUUUGAUCCGGGACCCAUCACGAACGCAAAACCUUGACGCUCCAAGAAGUGAACGUUUUGGAAACUUUGAGCUGCGAGUGGUAUCCAAGCUGAGAUAUUUAGGAGCAUAUAUCACCAGCUCACUAAACAGACGGGAAACAGUAUCCGAUCGGGUUCUAAAAGCGCUUCGAGCUGAUGAGUCCAAUUGUGCUGUACGCUUUGAGAGUGUCAACACUAUCAAAGCACAAUCGAGAUCGGCUACGCGACAUAGAACAAAAGAUCGUACUUGGUCUAUAUUCAGCUUCGAGACACAGCGCCGAACGCCCUAUGGAAUUGGACGGCUUUUCUACUGGGCUCACCUGCUUAGAAUGGGGGAAAGCGAGAUACUGAAGCUGACUGAAGAUUAUAAAAUCUCUGGACCUCAAAAACUAGGACGCCCUUGUCACAACUGGGAAACCUGUCUGAAACACGAUACACAAUGCACCGAUCUUUCGGAAAGCUAUCUCAGGGAGCUGGCUGAGGAUAGAGGAAGGUUUCAAGCUUUCGCAGACAGAAUGAAAACGAGAAUCGAAGAAGAACAAAUGGAAGGAGACUACGAUUCCGAUUUCGUCAGCUUUCCUGAUGAAGAAGACUCAUACGGCAACUUCGAAGGUUAUGAUGACGCGAGCGACUCAGAAUGA
Molecule: messenger RNA, 2436 nt
Organism: Wyeomyia smithii (pitcher-plant mosquito)
Lineage: Eukaryota; Metazoa; Arthropoda; Insecta; Diptera; Culicidae
Exons: 4
Coding region: 1-2436 (811 amino acids)
Source: RefSeq, a predicted model, not a curated record